Pygocentrus nattereri (red-bellied piranha) is the source of this 3095-nucleotide messenger RNA. RefSeq names its product MAF1 homolog, negative regulator of RNA polymerase III b (gene maf1b). Gene Ontology annotation, cellular component: nucleus. NCBI's taxonomy places the organism in Eukaryota, Metazoa, Chordata, Actinopteri, Characiformes, Serrasalmidae. Gene Ontology annotation, molecular function: RNA polymerase III core binding. The transcript is spliced from 8 exons. The record is from RefSeq and is a predicted model, not a curated record. Bases 456 to 1199 code for a protein of 247 amino acids. Gene Ontology annotation, biological process: negative regulation of transcription by RNA polymerase III.
GAGGCGAGCGAAGACCGAGACAAAAAAAACAAAAGCCUAGGCGACCGACGUCUCUCCGCCGCUGUUUCUGUUGUUGUUGUUGUUGUUUAUUUCACCUAAAUUUAAUCAGAAGCGUCUUUUUAAGCAUCUGCCGAUCAGGUCGCGUUUUCAGAAGCGACGCUGAUCUUGUGUUACUGCGGGUUUAUCGAGCCGUAGCGUUAGUAUCGGUUAAAAACAAGGGGAUGCUGCUGCAGUGGCGAAGACCUUCGCUGGGUUUUAACGGUCUGUUUCUCGGUUUAACGGCAGAAAGCGGCUUUUCUAUAAAAGCGAAUGAAAGCAGGAGGAUAUUUCCGUUGCGACCGUGUAACGUUAGUUUAGUUGGACACUGAAUCAUCGUUGUUAUCGGUCUGAGCUGCAGCAACUUGAAUUUUUCUGCCUUUAUUCCCGUUUGGACAAGUGGGAUAACACGACGAGCAAUGAAGCUUCUGGAGAACUCGAGUUUCGAGGCCCUCAGCUCUCGCCUGUGUGUUGAAACUGGAGACGCUCACAUCCUUGGCAGGAUCGAGAGUUACUCCUGUAAAAUGGCUGGUGAUGAUAAGCACAUGUUUAAGCAGUUCUGCCAGGAGGGGGAGCCACACGUGCUGGAGGCUCUUUCACCCCCACAGUCCAGCAGCGCCCCAAGCCCCAACCUGCUGGGUAAAAGCGGAGAAGACGGGGAGAACCCGCUGAGCGACAAAUGCUGCAGGAAGACUCUGUUCUACCUCAUCACCACCCUGAACGAGUCGUUCCGCCCCGACUACGACUUCAGUGCCGCUCGUGCUCACGAGUUCAGCCGCGAGCCCAGCCUCAACUGGGUGGCCAAUGCUGUGAACAGCAGCCUGUUCUCAGCUGUAGGGGAGGAAUUUAACUCUCUGGGGCCGGAGCUGUGGAACGCUAUCGAUCAGGAGAUCAACCUGCAGAGCUGUGACAUCUACAGCUAUAACCCUGACCUGGACUCCGACCCUUUCGGAGAGGAGGGCAGCCUCUGGUCCUUCAACUACUUCUUCUACAACAAGAAACUCAAACGCAUCGUUUUCUUCACCUGCCGCUCCGUGAGUGUCCUCAGUAGCUAUGGCCGUGGUCGCCUUGACAACGAGCUGGACAUGGACCUGGAUGAUGAUGAGGAGGAAGAAGUGGAUGGCUUCAUGGAGGACAGGUUCCCCCGAGCCUUGUGUGUUUAAAGCUUUCUCUGGGACUUCAGCCUGAGCUUCAGCGAAUGAGACGUCACGGUUUCUCCAUCUCCGAUUCAGCUCUGCUUCUCUUCCCUCUGCUGUUUCUGGAUCUCGGCAAUCAGCUGUUUGACUUCAUUUAUCGUCUACGCCUACCAAAAAAUGAAAAGAGGAAAAAAAAAAAAAAACACCUGUUCAGUUGGAAUUUCUACGUUUUGAUUACUCAUUUGACCCCUUGUGGACGUUCUGGAAAUGCCAAGGAGGUCUCAAACGAGUCCUAGUUGACUGAAAUGGCUGUUUUAGCCAGAGCUCCAUAAGAACCUAUUCGAGGAUGACCUUGAACACUUUGUUUCUUAAAGGAAACCCCUUCGUUCUUCUGUUUCCUGCUCUUCAGUUGAAGAAAUGAUGUCAUUACAAAAUUACAAGUCUAACGUACACCAGCAGUUUAGAUGGGAGGGGCUAAUCUGAGUGAGGAUGUCUGUCCAGUCGUACACGGAUAAUAAGGACUGUGAUUGGCCUCUGGUUUUCAGUUCAGCAUUGUUAAUAGUCUCUCUGACUGUGUUUGUAUUUUUGUGUUCACUUUGCCUUUUUUUAUAUUUUAACUGUGUGUUUUUAAAAACAGAGGAUUUUAAUCUGUGAAUGCUUUUCGCCGCACUGAAAAGUACUCCCCGCCCAGUGCGAGAGCGCUCGGUACACUUGGAUCACAUCUGUGGCAUCUUCUGGAGAGCUUUUGUGAGUGAACAGUACAGGAACAUCAGAUGGCACACCAAGAAUAAUAGGUUAAGAACUUCUGCAGAAAGCUUCAGUUUGAAGCUGGGAUUGGUCUCUGGACUUUGAGCAGCCCCAGUUUAAACUAUUUGAUAGUGAAGCUUUUACAUGGGCAGUUUUAUGUGAUAGUUAAGUGUUGUGAAUUAUCCAAAGUCAUAACAUUGUCCGAAUAUUGAGUCUAAUGGCUCCAGGAAUGGUGAUGCAACCUGAUGGAUCAUUGACCCUUUGUCAUUUGUGUUGAUAAUCUGCUCAUCUGCAGUGUUCACAGGCUCAGCAGGUCCAUUUUGCUCCUUUUCAGUGCUUCCUGGAGCUGAGGGACAUCAUGGAGGAGGACCACAGUGCUUGCAUUGCGGUGUUGAACACCGUUUGAAGGUUCCUAAGCUGCAGUUCUUUUAUCUAAUAUUUACCAGCUCUGGUUCUGGAGAUCUACCUUCUUGCCAAGUCUGUUUCCAACCACAUCUUCUCCAGCUAAUUCACUUCAUCUUGGAUGCAGGUUGGAACGGAUCUCAGGAAAGUAGAUCUUGAGGAGGAGAGAGAGACCACUGCUCUAAACCCUGUUAAAGAUGUGAGAACUUCUGUAGUUUUCAUUGUACUUGACUUUAGCCCUGCUGUACUGGUGAAAGUGUUGGUUCUAGUACAAAACCUUAUGUACUAAACCUUCUAAAGCAUAAGAAGCUUUGACUUCAGAAGCUUCAUGCUGAUCCCUACAGUUCAGUAUCUAAUAGAACAACACUUUCACUCUGAUAGUACAGCUUGAAUAGAGGCUAAAAGCCAACAUGAAUCCUCACUGAAGUUGCUGCCACACGAAACCCACAAUGCAGGAUUACAGUGCUUUUUCCUUUCCCUCUUUUAUAGACCCUUUUCCCAUGAUGCACUGACUGUUAUUGCUUUACUGAUAGAGCUGAAUGUACACAGACUCAUUAGCAUUACUUACCGAUUCAGCCUCCGUCUCCUCCUUUAUCUCAGAGCCACAUGGACCAUGUUUACCGUUCUACAUUUUCUCCCCGUUUGGAAGGAGCGUCAAGUAAAACUAAUGUAGCUGUGUGUUGGAAAUGGUGUUCUCUGAGAUAUCUCUGAUUUCAAUGUUUGAGCCUCUGUGAAUCUUUUCAGUGAAUAAACGUUUUCUCUCAUAACCACAAA